AUGCGAAGUGGUGCUGAAAAUUUUUGGGCCAAACUGACUUGCGCAAAUCAGAGCAAACAUCUUUUACAUUUUUUCUUCUCAUUUCUUCUUAAACCAAAAAUCAUUAUCCCUGUCGGCCCUUUCAUAUCUAUCUAUCUAUCUAUCUAUCUAUCUAUCUAUCUAUCUAUCUGUUUCACCUAUAAAUCACUCUCUCAACUGGCCACUUCUGAUCUAUUGCAACUUGUUUAUCUAUCUAUCUAUCUAUCUAUCUAUCUGUUUCACUCUAAUCUAUCUAUCUAUCUAUCUAUCUAUCUAUCUGUUUCAGUCUAUAAAUCUCUCUCUCUCUCUCUCUCUCAAUGGGCCACUUCUAAACUACUGCAAAUUGUUAUCUAUCUAUCUAUCUAUCUAUCUAUCUAUCUAUCCAUCUCACUUCAGUCUAUAACUAAUGUAUCAAUGGGCCAAUCCAAAAAUGCAACUUGUUAUCUAUGUUAUCUAUCUAUCUAUCUAUCUAUUGUAAUCCUUGAAAAGAUGCCGACCAGUCCAAAUGCCAGAUUUUGUCUGUUCCUUGAUAAGUUUGACAAUUGCCGAGUACAAUUCACCGUUGAACGCAGUCCCGGUGGCAAACUCAAAGUUACAGCACUAACAAUAAAAGAGUGUCCUUCCAUUUAG
Molecule: messenger RNA, 648 nt
Organism: Acanthosepion pharaonis
Lineage: Eukaryota; Metazoa; Mollusca; Cephalopoda; Sepiida; Sepiidae
Source: the annotation of a GenBank genome assembly